UAAGAAACAAAAUUAAAGACGGGAAAGCUAUCUAAGUUAUACAGCGAAAAAAGAUAGAUAAAUCAUCAUUUUAAGUGAAUAAAGAUACUUUAAACAUGGACACAGAAAUAAAGUUAGAAUCAGAGUCACCCAAAAGAUUUACUAGCGUUCUUGAACGGAGAAGGAUCAAGAGAAAAGAAGAAGACGAGGCGAAUAUUGAAUGGAGUCGAUCAGAGAUGCCAGAUAAAUCUGCGAUAGAAAGUCGGAUGGACAACAUCAUUGAGAAUUUAAAAAAGCAGUUUCAGGAAGAAAAGUUUGCUAGAAGACAAGCCCCCAAGGUUAGCAGUUCCUAUAAAGUUUUUUGUAAUAGCGUUGACGCUUUCCUUCGUCAUCUAGAAAACCCAAAAGUCAAAUACACAGAAUCUAACAGAGAGUUACCUGGAAAUGCUGUGAAACCAGACAAAAUAACAAGCACUAAACAAAUGUCAGUGGACACACCAGCUCAAACCAGUCCAGUUCAUGAAGAAAGUCUUGAUGAUAAUGAUGACGAUGAUGCUGAUGAUGAUGAUGGUAAUGAUGGUCAACAAGCGCAACACAAAGAAUGUGAAAAUUUAAUUUCACAUAUGCAAAAUAAUGUUAUUUUGCCCGAUUCAAAAGACAUCCAUUGCAGCGAAGCCUCUUCCUUAAAAACGCCUCACUUCUUUGGUGAGCCAACAGUCAAGAAAUUGGUAACACAAACAAAAGCAGACGACAUGAAGCCCAUGCCAAGUUUAUUCCAAAAGAGACAUACGAGCAAUGCUUAUUUCUUUUCUUUGAAACAAAAGAAGUUGAUCAAUGGCUGUUUGCUACCAUCUUUACUUGCGCCCUCUUCAUUUAUUGGUUUAAACAGAAAGCAAAUGUACAGGGAGUUCUAUGAAGUGAAAUUCAAACCGGCAGAACUGUCUAUUCUCAUAAGCAAUUCAAAAUAUAAAGUUGGCAAUCACAAUGAUAAAUGUGAGCAUCUUCCUGUUAAUAAGUGUCAUGAAACUGCACAAAGGUCCAUUAUCGCUGAUGAUUUGAUUUGUAAUAAACAACUACAAAUAGAGAAAAAGAAUGAACCAAUAACCCUAGACAUUCAAAAACCAAAGGUUACUGACUUUAAAAGAAUAUUCAGUCUUGCCUUGCGUUACAAUAGAGUUCCGUGCACAAGAACACUGUCUAUAUUUGGUUUAUAUUUUACUCCUAUAUUCUAUUUUGGAAGAGAAGCUGUAAUGCCAUAUGUAUCUCAAUCUCCAGCAAACUUUACAGAUGAACACAAACCUAAAGGUUGCUACAACAUAAGCACGCUGCUACCACUGGCAACUACGACUUCAUUGAAAAAUAUUUUUUUAACAACGGAAAACGUCUUCUUUGAUAAUGUGGUGAUCACAUCAUUGCAUUUGAACACCGAGUAUCCUGCCGUAAAAGAUUUGGACAGUCACAAAUUGAAGUCAGCCAAACAUGAUGAUACAUCGGGAAAAGUCUUCUUUGAUAAUUUUGAGACAAUGGAGAAGAACGACAGUAAACAAGUUGAGGUUCAACCUGAAGAACUUGAAGUAAUCAUUGAUGACGAUUUGAUGAAUCGCCAUUUGGAAUACUGUCUGUCUAUUGCAGAAGUGGAAUUCAUUCAAGGUAACUACUAA
Molecule: messenger RNA, 1640 nt
Organism: Ruditapes philippinarum (Manila clam)
Lineage: Eukaryota; Metazoa; Mollusca; Bivalvia; Venerida; Veneridae
Exons: 2
Coding region: 96-1640 (514 amino acids)
Source: RefSeq, a predicted model, not a curated record